This is a messenger RNA of Oryza sativa Japonica Group (Japanese rice), 1333 nucleotides long. Its product is annotated as peroxidase 2-like. Lineage: Eukaryota; Viridiplantae; Streptophyta; Magnoliopsida; Poales; Poaceae. The record is from RefSeq and is a predicted model, not a curated record. Gene Ontology annotation, cellular component: plant-type cell wall; plasmodesma. Gene Ontology annotation, biological process: hydrogen peroxide catabolic process; response to oxidative stress. Gene Ontology annotation, molecular function: peroxidase activity; heme binding.
CACCAUCUCACCCAUCGGUCGAGUCUCUCGCAGCUUUAAUCUCCUUCAAAGCCAAUUCAAUUAAUCAGCUCGAUCAUAUCACAUUACUGAGAGAGGGUGCAAGCUAGCUAGCAACAAGCUGCCAUGGCUAAUAAGCUCGCUGCUCUGCUCGUCUCCUUCGCGAUGCUCAUGGCGGCGGCCGCCGGCUUCUACACCCCGCCAAGCCCUUCCACGUGCGGACUCAAGGUCGGUUACUACCACGACAAGUGCCCGCACGCCGAGGCCAUCGUCAGGGGCGCCGUCGGCGCCGCCAUCCUCCGCGACCCCGGCGUCGGCGCCGGCCUCAUCCGCAUGCUCUUCCACGACUGCUUCGUCGAGGGAUGUGAUGCGUCCGUGCUGCUCGACCCGACGCCGGCCAACCCGCAGCCGGAGAAGCUCGCCCCGCCCAACAACCCCAGCCUCCGCGGCUUCGAGGUCAUCGACGCCGCCAAAACCGCCGUCGAGGCGGCAUGCCCGGGCGUCGUCUCCUGCGCCGACAUCGUCGCCUUCGCCGCGCGCGACGCCUCCUUCUUCCUCAGCAACAGCAGGGUGUCGUUCGACAUGCCGUCGGGCCGCCUCGACGGGCGCUACUCCAACGCGUCGCGCACCCUCGACUUCCUCCCGCCGCCCAAGUUCAACCUCGGUCAGCUCGUCGCCAACUUCGCCGCCAAGGGGCUCAGCGUCGAGGACAUGGUGGUGCUCGCCGGCUCCCACACCGUCGGCCGCUCGCACUGCUCGUCCUUCGUCCCCGACCGCCUCGCCGUGCCCUCCGACAUCGACCCGUCGUUCGCCGCCACGCUGAGGGGUCAAUGCCCGGCGAGCCCGAGCUCAGGCAACGAUCCCACGGUGGUGCAGGACGUCGAGACGCCGAACAAGCUGGACAACCAGUACUACAAGAACGUGCUCGCUCACAAGGGGCUCUUCACCUCCGACGCGUCGCUCCUGACGUCGCCGGCCACGAUGAAGAUGGUGCUGGACAACGCCAACAUCCCCGGGUGGUGGGAGGACAGGUUCCAGAAGGCAAUGGUGAAGUUGGCCGCCGUCGAGGUGAAGACCGGCGGCAAUGGCGAGGUCAGGAGGAACUGCCGGGCUGUGAAUUACUAGUUGAGAGCCUCAGACAAUCAUGAGCGUCCAAAGCGUUCACCAUUCCAAGCCUAUCUUUGCUCUCUGUUAACAGCUGAUAUGCUGAUGCAUCUUGUUUGUUUCAUUCCUUCAUUAUUAUUGAUUUUCAUGUAUUGAGUCUGUUGUAUGAGUGUAGUGUGUUUCAACAUGAAAGUUAAUAAAGUAACCAUUUGGGAAGUUACAUUUACAACUC